AUGACAGCAGGAAAUCACUCUACAGUGACCGAGUUCAUCCUCGCUGGGCUAACAGAGAAACCAGAACUCCAGCUGCCCCUUUUCUUCCUCUUCCUAGGAAUCUAUGUGGUCACGGUGGUGGGGAACCUGGGCAUGAUCACACUGAUAGGGCUCAGUGCCCACUUGCACACCCCCAUGUACUACUUCCUCAGUAGCUUGUCCUUCAUUGAUCUCUGCCAUUCCACUGUCAUUACCCCCAAAAUGUUAGUGAACUUUGUGACAGAGAGAAAUUUUAUCUCCUACCAAGCAUGCAUGACUCAGCUCUACUUCUUCCUUGUAUUUGUUAUCUCAGAAUGUCACAUGUUGGCUGCAAUGGCAUAUGACCGCUAUGUUGCCAUCUGUAACCCAUUGCUUUACAAUGUCACCAUGUCUUACCAGGUCUGCUCUGGGAUGGUAGUUGGCGUAUAUAUCAUGGGCUUGACUGGUGCCACAGCUCACACUGGCUGCAUGUUAAAAGUGCUUUUCUGCAAAGCUGAUAGGAUCAACCAUUACUUCUGUGAUCUCUUCCCACUCCUGGAGCUUUCCUGCUCCAGCACUUACAUUAAUGAGGUGGUGGUUUUGUGUUUCAGUGCAUUUAAUAUCCUUGCCCCCAGCCUGAUGAUCCUUAGCUCCUACGUCUUCAUCCUCUCCAGCAUCCUCCGCAUCCGCUCCACUGAGGGCAGGUCCAAAGCCUUCAGCACCUGCAGCUCCCACAUCUCAGCUGUGGCUGUCUUCUAUGGAUCUGCUGCCUUCAUGUACCUGCAGCCAUCAUCUGUGAGCUCCAUGGACCAAGGGAAAGUGUCCUCUGUGUUUUAUACCAUCAUUGUGCCCAUGCUGAACCCCCUGAUCUAUAGCCUGCGGAAUAAGGAUGUCAAGGUUGCCCUAAAUAAGAUCCUUGAAAAAAGAAGAAAAGAGGUAUUUUGCCUGACCAAAAACUUAUAAUUCUCCAAUGAGGUUUGAUAAGGAAACAGUGCAGAGACAGCGAUGUAUGUCUACAAGUAAUGGGAUUGUUGUGACUACCUGAUAAUUUGGAAAAACAGUGUAGGAGGAGACUGGAUCAUAGUGCCAGUCAUAUGGAAAGCAGGACCAUACAAUGCCAUGUUUUGGACAUAGAAUUGGACACCACAUGGACAUCAGAGAGCACCAAGUAUACUGGGGUUAGAAAGCACAGCUCAGACAAAUAAAAUUUGCAGAAUUAGAGUAUCCUCUAGAAAUAGAAUGCACAAAAUUGGCAUUUACUAACCUAAAUAGGUGAAAUAAGUCAAGUACAAUUCUUCUGCUAAUUCUUUAAUUAUCUUUAAAUAUGUUUUUCAAGACUUUUAACUUGUACUAGUUAUUUGAAAGGACAAAAUGUUAUAAAUGACUGUGAUUGUCAUAUAGGGUUCAUAAGCUAUUUUAAUUUUACAUGGUUGGUUUGAAGACCGUGACUAAUCAUAUUAGAUAUCAUAUACCACCUGCCAGAACUCUAUGGUAAGGUCUUACCAGUAUGCUUUUCUCUCUCUCUUCCUCUUUUUAAAUUCAGGUGUAGUUGGCAUACAAUGUUACUUUAGUUUCAGGUGUACAACAUAGUGAUUCAACAUAUGUUAUGCUACGUUAUCCACAAAUGUAGCUACCAUCUGUUACUAUACAACACUAUUCUAAUAUCAUUGGCUAUAUUCCCUAUACUGUGCCUUUUAUUCUUAUGACUUACCCAUCCCAUAACUGGAGGCCUGUUUAUCUCAAUUCCCUUCACUCAUUUUGCUCAUUUCCCCCAAUCCUCUCCCUUCUGGCAACCAAGAGUUUAUUCUCUGCCUUUAUGGAUCUGAUCAUCUAUGAUGAACUUAAACAUUGUAUGAUGUUUCUAUUUUUAGUAUUUCAAAGAACCUCUACACUAUUUUCCACAGUGGCUAUACCAAUUUACAUUCCCACCAACAGUACACAAGCAUUCCUUUUUCUGCCCAUCCUCACCAAAUACUUGUUAUUUUUUGUCCUUCUGAUUUUAGUCAUUCUGAUAGGUGUAAGGUGAUAUCUCAUUGUGGUUUUCUUUGAAUUUCCUUGGUGAUUAAUAUAUGGCCAGCCAUAUAUAUUCUUUUUUUUUUUUUGAAAAAAAAGUCUUAUACUUUUUAAAAAUUUAUUUUUUUUAAAUUUC
Messenger RNA from Neogale vison (American mink), 2146 nucleotides. Its product is annotated as olfactory receptor 8G1-like. The record is from RefSeq and is a predicted model, not a curated record. The coding region runs from base 1 to 960 and encodes 319 amino acids. Lineage: Eukaryota; Metazoa; Chordata; Mammalia; Carnivora; Mustelidae. Gene Ontology annotation, biological process: sensory perception of smell; G protein-coupled receptor signaling pathway. The transcript has a single exon. Gene Ontology annotation, cellular component: membrane. Gene Ontology annotation, molecular function: olfactory receptor activity; G protein-coupled receptor activity; odorant binding.